This is a messenger RNA of Budorcas taxicolor (takin), 1848 nucleotides long. RefSeq names its product solute carrier family 6 member 2 (gene SLC6A2). Gene Ontology annotation, cellular component: plasma membrane; neuronal cell body membrane; neuron projection. Gene Ontology annotation, biological process: sodium ion transmembrane transport; dopamine uptake involved in synaptic transmission. Bases 1 to 1848 code for a protein of 615 amino acids. NCBI's taxonomy places the organism in Eukaryota, Metazoa, Chordata, Mammalia, Artiodactyla, Bovidae. Gene Ontology annotation, molecular function: dopamine:sodium symporter activity; norepinephrine:sodium symporter activity; neurotransmitter:sodium symporter activity. The transcript has 14 exons. The record is from RefSeq and is a predicted model, not a curated record.
AUGCUUCUGGCGCGGAUGAACCCGCAGGUGCAGCCGGAGAACGGCGGGGCGGGCCCGGGGUCGGAGCAGCCCCCGCGGAAGCGCAAAGAAGUCUUGGUGGUGAAAGAGCGCAACGGCGUCCAGUGCCUCCUGGCGUCCCGCGACGGCGAUGAUCAAACCCGAGAGACCUGGGGCAAGAAGAUCGACUUCCUGCUGUCAGUGGUCGGCUUCGCCGUAGACCUGGCCAACGUGUGGCGCUUCCCCUAUCUCUGCUACAAGAACGGAGGCGGUGCCUUCCUGAUCCCGUACACCCUGUUCCUCAUCAUCGCUGGGAUGCCCCUCUUCUACAUGGAGCUGGCUCUGGGCCAGUACAACCGGGAAGGGGCAGCCACCGUGUGGAAGAUCUGCCCAUUCUUCAAAGGAGUUGGCUACGCUGUGAUCCUCAUCGCCCUCUACGUUGGCUUCUACUACAAUGUCAUCAUCGCCUGGUCCCUCUACUACCUCUUCUCUUCCUUCACCCCGAACCUGCCCUGGACCGACUGCGGCCACGCCUGGAACAGCCCCAACUGCACAGACCCCAAGCUCCUCAACAGCUCCGUGCUGGGCAACCACACCAAGUACUCCAAGUACAAGUUCACACCUGCCGCCGAGUUUUAUGAGCGUGGCGUCCUACAUCUGCAUGAGAGCAGUGGGAUUCAUGACAUUGGCCUGCCCCAGUGGCAGCUUUUGCUCUGUCUGAUCAUCGUGGUCAUCGUCCUGUUUUUUAGCCUCUGGAAAGGAGUGAAGACAUCAGGAAAGGUCGUGUGGAUCACCGCCACGCUGCCUUACCUCGUGCUGUUCGUGCUCCUGGUCCAUGGCAUCACGCUGCCCGGCGCCUCCAAUGGCAUCAACGCCUACCUGCACAUCGACUUCUACCGCCUAAAAGAGGCCACGGUGUGGAUUGAUGCUGCGACUCAGAUAUUCUUUUCCUUGGGGGCUGGAUUUGGAGUCUUGAUUGCAUUUGCUAGUUACAACAAAUUUGACAAUAACUGCUACAGGGAUGCCCUGCUGACCAGCACCAUCAACUGUGUCACCAGCUUCAUCUCUGGGUUCGCCAUCUUCUCCAUCCUUGGUUACAUGGCCCAUGAGCACAAGGUCAACAUUGAGGAUGUUGCCACUGAAGGAGCUGGCCUAGUCUUCAUCCUGUACCCAGAAGCCAUUUCUACCCUCUCGGGAUCCACAUUCUGGGCCAUUGUGUUCUUCAUCAUGCUCCUGGCUCUGGGAAUUGACAGCUCGAUGGGAGGCAUGGAGGCAGUCAUCACGGGCCUGGCCGAUGACUUCCAGGUUCUGAAGCGACACCGGAAACUCUUCACGUUUGCCGUCUCCUUUGGAACCUUCCUUCUGGCUCUGUUUUGCAUAACCAAGGGUGGAAUAUAUGUGCUGACCCUGCUGGAUACGUUUGCGGCGGGGACCUCCAUUCUCUUUGCUGUGCUCAUGGAAGCCAUCGGCGUCUCCUGGUUUUAUGGUGUGGACAGGUUCAGCAGCGACAUCCAGCAGAUGAUGGGGUUCAAGCCCGGCCUGUACUGGAGACUCUGCUGGAAGUUUGUCAGCCCUGCCUUCCUCCUGUUUGUGGUGGUUGUGAGUAUCAUCAAUUUCAAGCCACUCACUUACGAUGACUACAUCUUCCCACUCUGGGCCAACUGGGUUGGAUGGGGCAUCGCGGGCUCCUCCAUGGUUCUGGUGCCUGCCUACGUCGUCUACAAGUUCUUCAGCACCCGGGGCUCCAUUCGAGAGAGACUGGCCUAUGGCAUAACUCCAGAGAGCGAGCAUCACCUGGUGGCCCAGAGGGACAUCAGGCAGUUCCAAUUGCAACACUGGCUGGCCAUCUGA